Messenger RNA from Rhizoctonia solani, 1611 nucleotides. Its product is annotated as peptidyl-prolyl cis-trans isomerase, cyclophilin-type protein. The transcript is spliced from 12 exons. Gene Ontology annotation, molecular function: peptidyl-prolyl cis-trans isomerase activity; ubiquitin-ubiquitin ligase activity. NCBI's taxonomy places the organism in Eukaryota, Fungi, Basidiomycota, Agaricomycetes, Cantharellales, Ceratobasidiaceae. Gene Ontology annotation, biological process: protein folding; protein polyubiquitination; protein peptidyl-prolyl isomerization. Bases 1 to 1611 code for a protein of 536 amino acids. The record is from RefSeq and is a predicted model, not a curated record. Gene Ontology annotation, cellular component: catalytic step 2 spliceosome.
AUGACAACUUCCUCAAGAGGCUUCAGAGCAAAACAAGAAGGCCCCCACCCAGGCUCACGAACCCCGUUCGACUGUUGUGCUCUCUCCUUCCAACCAUUCGAAUUCCCCGUAUGCGCACGCAAUGCAGACGGAACAGGCACCGUAUUCGAGCUAACAAAUAUCAUCCCAUGGCUCAAAGAACACAAUAACACCCACCCACAUACAAACGAACCGCUCAAACCAUCCGACCUGAUUAAACUCCACUAUGGCAAAAACUCGUCUGGCGCACUCAUUGAUCCUAUUACUAUGAAGCCCUUAUCGGAGCACUCGCAUAUCGUCGCCAUUUCCACCACCGGAAACGUAUUUCUUGCAGAUUCCGUAUCCAAGUUUGCUGGUGGGCGAGAUUUGGUCGCUGAUGUGGCGUUCAAAAAAGAAGACGUCAUUACGCUCCAGGAUCCCCACCGGAUUACAACCCUCAGUAUUGCUGCCCCGGUCAUAAAUACCCCCACAACCACCGAGGAUGCGAAAGACAAGGGAACUGCCAAGCCUGAUGCAGCUAAAUCCUCCAAGUCAGAGGUAUCAACAAAACCAGCAAAAGAUCUAAAGGAGAAACCUCAGGUUCCGGCGGUCCUUAACCUAAAAGCCAAGGAACGGGCUUACAAUGUGUCUCCCUUUGCUUCUGGAUACACCGGAGCUUCGCUCACGAGUACAUCACUGGACCCAAUGACCAGGAGCGACGCUGCCAUGUUUGAUGAGGAAGAACUCAUGUUCGAUGACAUUUCCAAAGAACGUUCUCAAAAAGCCCAAAAAAAGAACCUCGCGUCUCGACGAGCGUAUGUGCGAAUGGUCACGAACCUAGGAGGAUCCUUGAAUUUGGAGCUAUUCUGCGAAAAGGCGUGUAUGCUUGUUUCUUUAUACGGACAUCGACUGAUGGAUGGGAUACAGGCCCCCAAAACGUGUUACAACUUUAUCAUGCUCGCUAAAUCAGGCAAAUACGACAACUGUCCGUUUCACCGGCUCAUUCCUGGAUUCAUGAUCCAAGGCGGUGAUCCAACGGGCACAGGAACAGGCGGUCAAUCCUAUUGGGGCACGCCCUUUCGAGACGAAUUCGACAUGCCCAAGGCUGAAAAGCACGACUCGAGGGGGGUCUUGAGUAUGGCUAACAAGGGGCUCAACUCCAACGGGUCUCAGUUUUUCAUCACCUUCAAACCCACGCCGCAUCUGGAUGGGAAGCAUACUGUGUUUGGGAAACUUGUAGGAGGGGAAGACGUCUUGGAUGCCAUGGAGUCCGUCCCACGUGCUCCCGGGACGGAAAAGCCAGCAUCAGAUAUCCGAAUUACAGAAGUCAUCAUAUACCAAGACCCAUUCGAAGAGUACAAAGCCCGCCUCGCCCGCAAACUCGAGCAUCAAUCCCAGUCUGGAGACGCCAACAAAAAACGACGGGCCGAAACGUUGGAGGAAAGUAUGACUUGGUUCGGCCAAAAGGUCGGCGAGGAGCAAAAGGGGGGUGUAGGACAGGGAGGGGUCGGAAAAUAUUUGAAGCUUGAGGCACCAGUUAGUGUGGCGAAAGGCGGUGGCGACGAGGGCAAGAAGAAGAGGAAGACUGGGUUUGGGAAUUUCGACAAUUGGUAG